AUGCAGUUAUUAACCGGUUUUUGGAUAACUCUCGCAUUUGUUAUUUAUAUUUUCGCAGGACACAUAUAUAAUCCGAAAAGAAUACUUUGCGUUAAGGAUCCAGAUUCUAAUCUGAACUUUGCCUUUUUCUUAUAUUUAUUCAAACCAUUGGCUUCGCAUGAUACAUGUUUUGCUGACUUUAAUAAUACUAGGCCAACCAAUCGAUUUCGAAAAAUGGGCAAUAUAUCAUUAAAUAAUAAACCUAAUAAAAAAUGCUGUGCACACUACAUUGAUAAUUAUAAGUUCAUGAAGGCCAAGAUUACUUCAGAAACCACAUUUAAAAGUAUUUAUCAAACAAACUUCUUAAAUACACUUCUAAGCUGGCGGAAUACAGUUUUCAACCAUUUUCCAGCAUGGAACUAUCACUUAUUAUGGGUGCAAAAUCCCCAAUUUAAAUGUAAACAUUUUCAAAAAAUGAGCAGUUGGAUUAUUGCUAACAAAUUAUGGAAUUCAAUGGACCUCAAACUGGCUAAACAAACGCUUCACCUUAACUCAAGAAUACUACGAUUCUUUUUAUUGAUUCAAAAACGAAGGAUUUUAAUAUUAAAUAUGCCUCUAGAGGAAGUGCAAGCAAACAAAAUGAGAAAAGCUGAUUUUUUUGAAUAUUUGUCGGCAACCGAAACACCCGAACUAUCCGAUAAUUUAGACUAUUUAAAAAAUAACAGAAAAAAUUUCGCUUCACGAGAACUAUUGAAAAUACAUAAUGAAACCAAUUUGAAAGAUAAAUAUAUACAUGUAUGGAAAAACUUAACAAUGUCCAUAAGCAAAGAACGCAAAUUAAAUCAUAUAGUUAAAAGAAAAAACAUCAGCAAUACCCAAUUGAAAAAUACCAGAUCGAUUGAACCCAUUAAGGACACUUUUCCCUCAACAUUCACAAGAAUGCAGAAUUUAGUGAGAUAUGCCAGAAACCAAAGAUUGUUACAAAUGGAAACGACUCCAAUAAUCAAUGCAAUAAAUUUUUCAAUUUCGGACUCAACUUCAACUUGUGAAUUGUGCUCUGAAGCAUUAGAUGAAACAACAAAUCUUUUCGAUUCUGCAGAAACCUGCGAGGAAUGUGCUUCUCUAAGCUCAAACGUAUUAAAUGAAUCUACUCAUACUGAAGUCAGUAAUAAAUUUGUACGUACAAAUUCCUCAUCGGAGGAAGGAUGUGAGGAGUGCUCUGACUUUGUAUCACCAUCAAGUGCUAGUAUAAAAUACCCGAAAAGUGAAUACAUCGCAACAACAAUUGAGUCGCCAGUUUCAGAUGAAAAGAUAAUCAUAUUUGACUACUUUACAGAAAUAAUAACAAUGAUUAUAUAUGAAUAUGAAACAACAACUUUCAGGAGCGCUCCUAAACCGAACUCAGAUCUAACUGGAUAUACAUCACCUGAAUGUAUAGAAUGUUCAACUGGUGCACAUAUUGAAACCACUAUUGAGCGAACGAAACAAUCUAAAACUCCACUUCGGUUGAAUCAAAUGUCAGGGCCUCAAAAAUCAUCGAAUCGAUUGGAAUCUCUACUAAAGUUGAGUGCAAUAACAGACAGUGCAAUAACAGAACUUUCGGAAGUUCUACCAGAGUCGCGUUCUAUAUUCGGUAGUUCAAUGCCAUUUUCGACGAUGAAAGAGCAGCCGAAUACGAAAAAAGAUCUAUUGACACGAACAGAAACAACGAAACUAUCAAAACCUAUACACCACAUAAAUUCAAUAACACCUCAAAAGGAAGUAGUACAACAACCAAAGGCUUCAUCCCAGGUUGGUAUACUGCCCGGUGCUCUACUCACAAUGUCGACCACAGAAAGAGAUCAUCCAACAGAAAAAAUUAAACAGUCUGAAACCUUACCUCUGCUAAGUACAAAAUCAAUCAGUCCUGAUGUAUGCGAUUGUACUUGCAAAUUGGAAGCAGGCAAAGAUUCGUGUAUAUGCAAAUGUAACCUUAUAGAUAGCACUGCAGACGACACGAAAAGUGUAACGGCAAGUGCAUCUACCCAGUCAUUACUGACAGAAACAAAUCGAGAGCUCCACAGCAUGAAAUAUUAUGCCCCAAAUGGUACUUCCUUACUCACAGCGGCGAAUCCAGAACCCUUCAGUAUUGAAGACAUCACAACUAAAGGAGCUGGUGUUACUGGUAAUAAAAUCACAAUGCCAUCGGAGCUCUCAUCCUUGGAAAUAAUAGAGCCCAUGACAAACAGUAAACCAUCAACACAUAAUGUUUGCGAUUGCACUUGCCUAUUAGAACAAGGAAAUGACUCGUGUACAUGCAACUGUAUAACAGAUCUCAUUUCUACAUCAUUACCAAUUUCGAGUACAGGGCAUUAUCAAAUAUCCCAAAACGAAAUGGGAAAUCAAUCGGAAUCUGUACCUCCAUUAAGCACCUUUAGUGGUAUAAUCAAAAUUUCAACCACAGAGAAAGAUCACACAAAGCAAGGCGAAGUAGGAAAGGUAUCAAAAUCUCCACUCCAAUUGAGUACAACAUUUAGUGAACUACUAAAAAUACCGACUACAGGAAUAGGUCAGUUGACGCUAGAGGAAAAGGAGCAACAGUCAAUGUCUUUACCUUUUUUAAGUACAAUAUCUAGUUUUCAAUUUGAACAAUCAAGUUUUCACGGCUGUGAUUGUACUUGCCAAUUGGAAAUAGGAAAAGACUCGUGUAUCUGCGAAUGCAAACAAAAACGGAGCACUUCAGAAGUCACGGCAAGUGGAUCCAACCCGUCAUCACCCACAGCAACGAAUGAAGAAAUCCACAGUGUGAAAGAUAAUAUCCCAAAACAGGAAGGAAAUGGUACUUCUUUACUCACAGAGGCGAAUCCAGAACCCUUCAGUAUUGAAGACAUCACAACUAAAGGAGCUGGUGUUACUGGUAAUAAAAUCACAAUGCCAUCGGAGCUCUCAUCCUUGGAAAUAAUAGAGCCCAUGACAAACAGUAAACCAUCAACACAUAAUGUUUGCGAUUGCACUUGCCUAUUAGAACAAGGAAAUGACUCGUGUACAUGCAACUGUAUAACAGAUCUCAUUUCUAUUGAUGUAUCUAUGUUAACAGAAAGCCAAAUAAAGUCAAGCGAAGAUCUUCAGUACUCUUCAAAGCUUUUUUCAUAUAAAAGUACACUAGAAAAUACAAAUACCAAAGAGAAAACUACAAAUCUAUCGGCAUCAUUACCAAUUUCGAGUACAGGGCAUUAUCAAAUAUCCCAAAACGAAAUGGUAAAUCAAUCGGAAUCUGUACCUCCAUUAAGCACAGUAUUUAGUGCUCUAAUCAACAUUUCAACCACAGACAAAAGUCACUCACCGCUGGACGACGUACAAAACUUAUCAAAAUCUCCACUCCAAUUGAGUACAACAUCUAGUGGACUACUAAAAAUACCGACCACAGGAAUAAACCACUUAACGCUAGAGGAAAAUGAGCAACAGUCAAAGUCUUUACCUUUCCUAAGUACAGUAUCAAGUUUUCAAUUUGAACAAUCAAGUUUUCACGGCUGUGAUUGUACUUGCCAAUUGGAAAUAGAAAAAGACUCGUGUAUCUGCGAAUGCAACCUAAAAGGGAGCACUUCAGAAGUCACGGCAAGUGGAUCCAACCCGUCAUCACCCACAGCAACGAAUGAAGAAAUCCACAGUGUGAAAGAUAAUAUCCCAAAACAGGAAGGAAAUGGUACUUCUUUACUCACAGAGGCGAAUCCAGAACCCUUCAGUAUUGAAGACAUCACAACUAAAGGAGCUGGUGUUACUGGUAAUAAAACCACAAUGCCAUCGGAGCUCUCAUCCUUGGAAAUAAAAGGGCCCAUGACAAACAGGCAUUAUCAAACAUCCCAAAACGAAAUGGAAAAUCAAUCGGAAUCUGUUCCUCCAUUAAGCACAGUAUUAAGUGGUCUAAUCAACAUUUCAACCACAGAGAAAGAUCACACAAAGCAAGACGAAGUAGGAAAGGUAUCAAAAUCUCCACUCCAAUUGAGUACAACAUCUAGUGGACUACUAAAAAUACCGACCACAGGAAUAGGUCAGUUGACGCUAGAGGAAAAGGAGCAACAGUCAAUGUCUUUACCUUUUUUAAGUACAAUAUCUAGUUUUCAGUUUAAACAAUCACGUUUUCAUGGCUGUGAUUGUACUUGCCAAUUUGAAAUAGGAAAAGACUCGUGUAUCUGCGAAUGCAACCCUAAGGGAAGCACUUCAGAAGCCUCGGACGGUGAAACAGCAAGUGCAUCACCGAUUUCUGUCUAUCAAUCAUUUACAGUAGCAAACAGUUUACUUAAAAUUCCGAGUGCCAAAGUUCAAACAAUGCAAGAGGAAACAACGGAAAUUUCAAAAUCUUUACCUCAAUCCACAACAGAAGAAAGCAUUUCAUUCCAAGUAUCCAGUGUAAAGGAAAAUCAAGUUACUGAAUUAAAAUGGGCAUUAUCAGCAUCACUUCCUAAAUUAAGUACUACAACUAAAAGUAUAUUUUCCAGUCAAAGUGUAUAUUUAGAUAAAACAUCUCAAGAAGAUACAAGGACACCAUCGAUUGCGUUCCCUCAAUCAUAUGCAACAGAAAAUAGUUUACUUACAGUGUCGAGUGCAGAGGAUCAAACAAUUCAAAAGGAAACUACGGAAAUUUCAAAAUCUUUACCUCAAUCCACAACAGAAGAAAGCAUUUCAUUCCAAGAAUCCAGUGCAGAAGAAAAUCAAAUGUCUGAAUUGCCAUGGACAUUAUCAACAUCACUUCAUCAAUUAAGUACUAAAACUAAAAGUAUAUUUUCCAGUCAAAGUGUAGAUGAAGAUAAAACAUCUCAAGAAAAUACAGGGACACUAUCGAUUACACUCCCACAACAAUCUACAACAGAAGAAAUCAGUUCACCUCAAGAAUCCAGUGCAGAAGAAAAUCAAAUGACAGAAAUGCCAUGGACACUAUCAACAUCGCAUCCUCAAUUGAAGACUAAAAGUAUAUUUUCCAGUCAAAGUUUAGAAGAAGAUAAAACAUCUCAAGAAGAUACAAGGACGGUAUCGAUUUUUCUCCCACAACUAUCUACAACAGAAGAAAGCAGUUUACUUCAUGAAUCCAGUGCAGAAGGAAAUAAAAUGACAGAAGUGCCAUGGACACUAUCAACAUCUCUUACUAAGUUAAGUACUAAAACUGAAAGUAUAUUUUCCAGUCAAAGUGUAGAUGAAAAUGAAACAUCUCAAAAAGAUACAAGGACAAUAUCGAUUUCUUUACCUCAACUAGGUUCAACACCAAAUAGUUUACUUACAGUUUCGAGUGCAGAGGAUCAAACAGUGCAAAAGGAAACCACGGAAAUUUCAAAGUCUUUACCUCAAUCUACAACAAAAGAAAGCAGUUCACUUCAAGAAUUCAGUGCAGAAGAAAAUCAAAUGACAGAAGUGCCAUGGACAUUAUCAACAUCACUUCCUCAAUCAAGUACUAAAACUAAAAGUAUAUUUUCUAGUCAAAGUGUAGAUGAAGAUAAAACAUCUCAAGAAGGUACAAGGACACUAUCGAUUUUUCUCCCACAACAAUCUUCAACAGAAAAAAGUAGUUCACUUCAGGAAUCCAGUGCAGAAGAAAAUCAACUGACAGAAAUGCCGUGGACACUAUCAACAUCGCUUCAUCAAUUAAAGACUAAAAGUAUAUUUUCCACUCAAAGUGUAGAAGAAGAUAAAUCAUCUCAAGAAGAUACAAGGACACUAUCGAUUACACUCCCACAACAAUCUACAACAGAAGAAAGCAGUUCACUUCAAGAAUACAGUGCAGAAGAAAAUCAAAUGACAGAAGUGCAAUGGACACCAUCAACAUCUCUUCCUCAAUUAAGUACUACAACUAAAAGUAUACUUUCCAGACAAAGUGUAGAUGAAGAUAAAACAUAUCAAGAAGAUACAAGGACGGUAUCGAUUUCUGUCCCACAACAAUAUACAACCGAAGAAAGCAGUUCACUUCAAGAAUCCAGUGCAAAAGAAAAUCAAAUGACAGAAAUGCCAUGGACACUAUCAACAUCGCUUCCUCAAUUAAAGACUAAAAGUAUAUUUUCCAGACAAAGUGUAGAUGAAGAUAAAACAUCUCAGGAAGAUACAAGGACGGUAUCGAUUUCUCUCCCACAACAAUCUACAACAGAAGAAAGCAGUUCACUUCAAGAAUCCAGUGCAGAAGAAAAUCAAAUGACAGAAAUGCCGUGGACACUAUCAACAUCGCUUCCUCAAUCAAGUACUAAAACUAAAAGUAUAUUUUCCAGUCAAAGUGUAGAUGAAGAUAAAACAUCUCAAGAAGAUACAAGGACACUAUCGAUUUUUCUCCCACAACAAUCUUCAACAGAAAAAAGCAGUUCACUUCAAGAAUCCAGUGCAGAAGAAAAUCAAAUGACAGAAGUGACAUGGACAUUAUCAACAUCACUUUCUCAAUUAAAAACUAAAAGUAUAUUUUCCAGUCAAAGUGUAGAAGAAGAUAAAACAUCUCAAGAAAAUACAAGGACACUAUCAAUCUCGUUCCCUCAAUCAUAUGCAACGGAAAAUAGUUUACUUACAGUUUCGAGUGUAGAGGAUCAAACAAUGCAAAAAGAAACAACGGAAAUUUCAAAAUCUUUACCUCAAUCCACAACAGAAGAAAGCAUUUCAUUCCAAGUAUCCAGUGUAAAGGAAAAUCAAGUUACUGAAUUAAAAUGGGCAUUAUCAGCAUCACUUCCUAAAUUAAGUACUACAACUAAAAGUAUAUUUUCCAGUCAAAGUGUAUAUUUAGAUAAAACAUCUCAAGAAGAUACAAGGACACCAUCGAUUGCGUUCCCUCAAUCAUAUGCAACAGAAAAUAGUUUACUUACAGUGUCGAGUGCAGAGGAUCAAACAAUUCAAAAGGAAACCACGGAAAUUUCAAAAUCUUUACCUCAAUCCACAACAGAAGAAAUCACUUCAUUCCAAGAAUCCAGUGCAAAAGAAAAUCAAAUGUCUGAAUUGCCAUGGACAUUAUCAACAUUACUUCAUCAAUUAAGUACUAAAACUAAAAGUAUAUUUUCCAGUCAAAGUGUAGAUGAAGAUAAAACAUCUCAAGAAGAUACAAGGACGGUAUCGAUUUCUGUCCCACAACAAUAUACAACCGAAGAAAGCAGUUCACUUCAAGAAUCCAGUGCAGAAGAAAAUCAAAUGACAGAAAUGCCAUGGACACUAUCAACAUCGCUUCCUCAAUUAAAGACUAAAAGUAUAUUUUCCAGACAAAGUGUAGAUGAAGAUAAAACAUCUCAAGAAGAUACAAGGACGGUAUCGAUUUCUGUCCCACAACAAUAUACAACCGAAGAAAGCAGUUCACUUCAAGAAUCCAGUGCAGAAGAAAAUCAAAUGACAGAAGUGCAAUGGACACCAUCAACAUCUCUUCCUCAAUUAAGUACUACAACUAAAAGUAUACUUUCCAGACAAAGUGUAGAUGAAGAUAAAACAUAUCAAGAAGAUACAAGGACGGUAUCGAUUUCUGUCCCACAACAAUAUACAACCGAAGAAAGCAGUUCACUUCAAGAAUCCAGUGCAAACGAAAAUCAAAUGACAGAAAUGCCAUGGACACUAUCAACAUCGCUUCCUCAAUUAAAGACUAAAAGUAUAUUUUCCAGACAAAGUGUAGAUGAAGAUAAAACAUCUCAAGAAGAUACAAGGACGGUAUCGAUUUCUCUCCCACAACAAUCUACAACAGAAGAAAGCAGUUCACUUCAGGAAUCCAGUGCAGAAGAAAAUCAAAUGACAGAAAUGCCGUGGACACUAUCAACAUCGCUUCCUCAAUCAAGUACUAAAACUAAAGGUAUAUUUUCCAGUCAAAGUGUAGAUGAAGAUAAAACAUCUCAAGAAGAUACAAGGACACUAUCGAUUUUUCUCCCACAACAAUCUUCAACAGAAAAAAGCAGUUCACUUCAGGAAUCCAGUGCAGAAGAAAAUCAAAUGACAGAAGUGACAUGGACAUUAUCAACAUCACUUCCUCAAUUAAAAACUAAAAGUAUAUUUUCCAGUCAAAGUGUAGAAGAAGAUAAAACAUCUCAAGAAAAAACAAGGACACUAUCAAUCUCGUUCCCUCAAUCAUAUGCAACAGAAAAUAGUUUACUUACAGUUUCGAGUGUAGAGGAUCAAACAAUUCAAAAAGAAACAACGGAAAUUUCAAAAUCUUUACCUCAAUCCACAACAGAAGAAAUCACUUCAUUCCAAGAAUCCAGUGCAAAAGAAAAUCAAAUGUCUGAAUUGCCAUGGACAUUAUCAACAUUACUUCAUCAAUUAAGUACUAAAACUAAAAGUAUAUUUUCCAGUCAAAGUGUAGAUGAAGAUAAAACAUCUCAAGAAGAUACAAGGACGGUAUCGAUUUCUGUCCCACAACAAUAUACAACCGAAGAAAGCAGUUCACUUCAAGAAUCCAGUGCAGAAGAAAAUCAAAUGACAGAAAUGCCAUGGACACUAUCAACAUCGCUUCCUCAAUUAAAGACUAAAAGUAUAUUUUCCAGACAAAGUGUAGAUGAAGAUAAAACAUCUCAAGAAGAUACAAGGACGGUAUCGAUUUCUGUCCCACAACAAUAUACAACCGAAGAAAGCAGUUCACUUCAAGAAUCCAGUGCAGAAGAAAAUCAAAUGACAGAAAUGCCAUGGACACUAUCAACAUCGCUUCCUCAAUUAAAGACUAAAAGUAUAUUUUCCAGACAAAGUGUAGGUGAAGAUAAAACAUCUCAAGAAGAUACAAGGACGGUAUCGAUUUCUCUCCCACAACAAUCUACAACAGAAGAAAGCAGUUCACUUCAGGAAUCCAGUGCAGAAGAAAAUCAAAUGACAGAAGUGACAUGGACAUUAUCAACAUCACUUUCUCAAUUAAAAACUAAAAGUAUAUUUUCCAGUCAAAGUGUAGAAGAAGAUAAAACAUCUCAAGAAAAUACAAGGACACUAUCAAUCUCGUUCCCUCAAUCAUAUGCAACGGAAAAUAGUUUACUUACAGUUUCGAGUGUAGAGGAUCAAACAAUGCAAAAAGAAACAACGGAAAUUUCAAAAUCUUUACCUCAAUCCACAACAGAAGAAAGCAUUUCAUUCCAAGUAUCCAGUGUAAAGGAAAAUCAAGUUACUGAAUUAAAAUGGGCAUUAUCAGCAUCACUUCCUAAAUUAAGUACUACAACUAAAAGUAUAUUUUCCAGUCAAAGUGUAUAUUUAGAUAAAACAUCUCAAGAAGAUACAAGGACACCAUCGAUUGCGUUCCCUCAAUCAUAUGCAACAGAAAAUAGUUUACUUACAGUGUCGAGUGCAGAGGAUCAAACAAUUCAAAAGGAAACCACGGAAAUUUCAAAAUCUUUACCUCAAUCCACAACAGAAGAAAUCACUUCAUUCCAAGAAUCCAGUGCAAAAGAAAAUCAAAUGUCUGAAUUGCCAUGGACAUUAUCAACAUUACUUCAUCAAUUAAGUACUAAAACUAAAAGUAUAUUUUCCAGUCAAAGUGUAGGUGAAGAUAAAACAUCUCAAGAAGAUACAAGGACGGUAUCGAUUUCUGUCCCACAACAAUAUACAACCGAAGAAAGCAGUUCACUUCAAGAAUCCAGUGCAGAAGAAAAUCAAAUGACAGAAAUGCCAUGGACACUAUCAACAUCGCUUCCUCAAUUAAAGACUAAAAGUAUAUUUUCCAGACAAAGUGUAGAUGAAGAUAAAACAUCUCAAGAAGAUAUAAGGACGGUAUCGAUUUCUGUCCCACAACAAUAUACAACCGAAGAAAGCAGUUCACUUCAAGAAUCCAGUGCAGAAGAAAAUCAAAUGACAGAAGUGCAAUGGACACCAUCAACAUCUCUUCCUCAAUUAAGUACUACAACUAAAAGUAUACUUUCCAGACAAAGUGUAGAUGAAGAUAAAACAUAUCAAGAAGAUACAAGGACGGUAUCGAUUUCUGUCCCACAACAAUAUACAACCGAAGAAAGCAGUUCACUUCAAGAAUCCAGUGCAAAAGAAAAUCAAAUGACAGAAAUGCCAUGGACACUAUCAACAUCGCUUCCUCAAUUAAAGACUAAAAGUAUAUUUUCCAGACAAAGUGUAGAUGAAGAUAAAACAUCUCAAGAAGAUACAAGGACGGUAUCGAUUUCUCUCCCACAACAAUCUACAACAGAAGAAAGCAGUUCUCUUCAGGAAUCCAGUGCAGAAGAAAAUCAAAUGACAGAAAUGCCGUGGACACUAUCAACAUCGCUUCCUCAAUCAAGUACUAAAACUAAAGGUAUAUUUUCCAGUCAAAGUGUAGAUGAAGAUAAAACAUCUCAAGAAGAUACAAGGACACUAUCGAUUUUUCUCCCACAACAAUCUUCAACAGAAAAAAGCAGUUCACUUCAGGAAUCCAGUGCAGAAGAAAAUCAAAUGACAGAAGUGACAUGGACAUUAUCAACAUCACUUCCUCAAUUAAAAACUAAAAGUAUAUUUUCCAGUCAAAGUGUAGAAGAAGAUAAAACAUCUCAAGAAAAAACAAGGACACUAUCAAUCUCGUUCCCUCAAUCAUAUGCAACAGAAAAUAGUUUACUUACAGUUUCGAGUGUAGAGGAUCAAACAAUUCAAAAAGAAACAACGGAAAUUUCAAAAUCUUUACCUCAAUCCACAACAGAAGAAAUCACUUCAUUCCAAGAAUCCAGUGCAAAAGAAAAUCAAAUGUCUGAAUUGCCAUGGACAUUAUCAACAUUACUUCAUCAAUUAAGUACUAAAACUAAAAGUAUAUUUUCCAGUCAAAGUGUAGAUGAAGAUAAAACAUCUCAAGAAGAUACAAGGACGGUAUCGAUUUCUGUCCCACAACAAUAUACAACCGAAGAAAGCAGUUCACUUCAAGAAUCCAGUGCAGAAGAAAAUCAAAUGACAGAAAUGCCAUGGACACUAUCAACAUCGCUUCCUCAAUUAAAGACUAAAAGUAUAUUUUCCAGACAAAGUGUAGAUGAAGAUAAAACAUCUCAAGAAGAUACAAGGACGGUAUCGAUUUCUGUCCCACAACAAUAUACAACCGAAGAAAGCAGUUCACUUCAAGAAUCCAGUGCAGAAGAAAAUCAAAUGACAGAAAUGCCAUGGACACUAUCAACAUCGCUUCCUCAAUUAAAGACUAAAAGUAUAUUUUCCAGACAAAGUGUAGGUGAAGAUAAAACAUCUCAAGAAGAUACAAGGACGGUAUCGAUUUCUCUCCCACAACAAUCUACAACAGAAGAAAGCAGUUCACUUCAGGAAUCCAGUGCAGAAGAAAAUCAAAUGACAGAAAUGCCGUGGACACUAUCAACAUCGCUUCCUCAAUCAAGUACUAAAACUAAAGGUAUAUUUUCCAGUCAAAGUGUAGAUGAAGAUAAAACAUCUCAAGAAGAUACAAGGACACUAUCGAUUUUUCUGCUACAACAAUCUUCAACAGAAAAAAGCAGUUCACUUCAGGAAUCCAGUGCAGAAGAAAAUCAAAUGACAGAAGUGACAUGGACAUUAUCAACAUCACUUCCUCAAUUAAAAACUAAAAGUAUAUUUUCCAGUCACAGUGUAGAAGAAGAUAAAACAUCUCAAGAAAAUACAAGGACACUAUCAAUCUCGUUCCCUCAAUCAUAUGCAACAGAAAAUAGUUUACUUACAGUUUCGAGUGUAGAGGAUCAAACAAUUCAAAAAGAAACAACGGAAAUUUCAAAAUCUUUACCUCAAUCCACAACAGAAGAAAUCACUUCAUUUCAAGAAUCCAGUGCAAAAGAAAAUCAAAUGUCUGAAUUGCCAUUAUCAACAUUACUUCAUCAAUUAAGUACUAAAACUAAAAGUAUAUUUUCCAGUCAAAGUGUAGAUGAAGAUAAAACAUCUCAAGAAGAUACAAGGACACUAUCGAUUACACUUCCACAACAAUCUACAACAGAAGAAAUCAGUUCACCUCAAGAAUCCAGUGCAGAAGAAAAUCAAAUGACAGAAAUCCCAUGGACACUAUCAACAUCGCUUCCUCAAUUAAAGACUAAAAGUAUAUUUUCCAGACAAAGUGUAGAUGAAGAUAAAACAUCUCAAGAAGAUACAAGGACGGUAUCGAUUUCUCUCCCACAACAAUCUACAACAGAAGAAAGCAGUUCACUUCAAGAAUCCAGUGCAGAAGAAAAUCAAAUGACAGAAAUUCCAUGGACACUAGCAACAUCGCUUCCUCAAUUAAAGACUAAAAGUAUAUUUUCCAGACAAAGUGUAGAUGAAGAUAAUACAUCUCAAGAAAAUACAAGGACACUAUCAAUCUCGUUCCCUCAUUCAUAUGCAACAGAAAAUAGUUUACUUACAGUUUCGAGUGUAGAGGAUCAAACAAUUCAAAAAGAAACAACGGAAAUUUCAAAAUCUUUACCUCAAUCCACAACAGAAGAAAUCACUUCAUUCCAAGAAUCCAGUGCAAAAGAAAAUCAAAUGUCUGAAUUGCCAUGGACAUUAUCAACAUUACUUCAUCAAUUAAGUACUAAAACUAAAAGUAUAUUUUCCAGUCAAAGUGUAGAUGAAGAUAAAACAUCUCAAGAAGAUACAAGGACGGUAUCGAUUUCUGUCCCGCAACAAUAUACAACCGAAGAAAGCAGUUCACUUCAAGAAUCCAGUGCAGAAGAAAAUCAAAUGACAGAAAUGCCAUGGACACUAUCAACAUCGCUUCCUCAAUUAAAGACUAAAAGUAUAUUUUCCAGACAAAGUGUAGAUGAAGAUAAAACAUCUCAAGAAGAUACAAGGACGGUAUCGAUUUCUCUCCCACAACAAUCUACAACAGAAGAAAGCAGUUCACUUCAAGAAUCCAGUGCAGAAGAAAAUCAAAUGACAGAAAUGCCGUGGACACUAUCAACAUCGCUUCCUCAAUCAAGUACUAAAACUAAAAGUAUAUUUUCCAGUCAAAGUGUAGAUGAAGAUAAAACAUCUCAAGAAGAUACAAGGACACUAUCGAUUUUUCUCCCACAACAAUCUACAACAGAAGAAAGCAGUUCACUUCAGGAAUCCAGUGCAGAAGAAAAUCAAAUGACAGAAAUGCCAUGGACACUAUCAACAUCGCUUCCUCAAUUAAAGACUAAAAGUAUAUUUUCCAGACAAAGUGUAGAUGAAGAUAAAACAUCUCAAGAAGAUACAAUGACACUAUCGAUUACACUCCCACAACAAUCUACAACAGAAGAAAUCCGUUCACCUCAAGAAUCCAGUGCAGAAGAAAAUCAAAUGACAGAAGUGACAUGGACACUAUCAACAUCGCUUCCUCAAUUAAAGACUGAAAGUAUAUUUUCCAGUCAAAGUGUAGAUGAAAAUGAAAUAUCUCAAAAAGAUACAAGGACAAUAUCGAUUUCUUUACCCCAACUAGGUUCAACAGCAAAUAUUUUACUUACAGUUUCGAGUGCAGAGGAUCAAACAGUGCAAGAGGAAACCACGGAAAUUUCAAAGUCUUUACCUCAAUCUACAACAAAAGAAAGCAGUUCACUUCAAGAAUCCAGUGCAGAAGAAAAUCAAAAUAAUGAAUUACAAUGGGCAUUAUCUACAUCACUUCCUAAAUUAAGUACUAAAGCUGAAAGUAUAUUUUCCAGUCAAAGUGUAGAAGAAGAUAAAACAUCUCAAGAAGAUACAUGGACACCAUCGAUUUCUCUCCCACAACAAUCUACAACAAAGGAAAGCAUUUUAUUCCAAGAAUCCAGUGCAAAAGAAAAUCAAAUGACUGAAUUACAAUGGGCAUUAUCAACAUCACUUCCUGCAUUAAGUACUAAGACUAAAAGUAUAAUUUCCAGUCAAAGUGGAGAAGAAGAUAAAACAUCUCAAGAAGAUACAAGGACACUAUCGAUUUCUCUCCCACAACAAUCUACAACAGAAAAAAGCAGUUCACUUCAACAAUCCAGUGCAGAAAAAAAUCAAAUGACAGAAGUGCCAUGGACACUAUUAACAUCUCUUCCUCAAUCAAGUACUAAAACAAAAAGAAUAUUUUCCAGUCAAAGUGUAGAUGAAGAUAAAGCAUCUCAGGAAUAUACAAUCUCGUUCCCUCAAUCAUAUGCAAUAGAAAAUAGUUUACUAACAGUUUCGAGUGCAAUAGAUCAAACAAUGCAAAAGGAAAUCACGGAAAUUUCAAAAUCUUUACCUCAAUUUACAACAGAUGAAAGCAUUUCAUUCCAAGAAUCCAGUGAAAAAGAAAAUCAAAUGUCUGAAUUGCCAUGGACAUUAUCAACAUCACACCAUCAACUAAGUACGAAGACUAAAAGUACAUUUUCCAGUCAAAGUGUAGAAGAAGAUAAAACAUCUCAAGAAGAUACAAGGACACUAUCAAUCUCGUUCCCUCAAUCAUAUGCAACAGAAAAUAGUUUACUUACAGUUUCGAGUGCAGAGGAUCAAACAAUGCAAAAAGAAACAACGGAAAUUUCAAAAUCUUUACCUCAAUCCACAACAGAAGAAAUCACUUCAUUUCAAGAAUCCAGUGCAAAAGAAAAUCAAAUGUCUGAAUUGCCAUUAUCAACAUUACUUCAUCAAUUAAGUACUACAACUAAAAGUAUAUUUUCCAGUCAAAGUGUAUAUUUAGAUAAAACAUCUCAAGAAGAUACAAGGACACCAUCGAUUGCGUUCCCUCAAUCAUAUGCAACAGAAAAUAGUUUACUUACAGUGUCGAGUGCAGAGGAUCAAACAAUUCAAAAGGAAACCACGGAAAUUUCAAAAUCUUUACCUCAAUCCACAACAAAAGAAAUCACUUCAUUCCAAGAAUCCAGUGCAAAAGAAAAUCAAAUGUCUGAAUUGCCAUGGACAUUAUCAACAUUACUUUAUCAAUUAAGUACUAAAACUAAAAGUAUAUUUUCCAGUCAAAGUGUAGAAGAAGAUAAAUCAUCUGAAGAAGAUACAAGGACACUAUCGAUUACACUCCCACAACAAUCUACAACAGAAGAAAGCAGUUCACUUCAAGAAUCCAGUGCAGUAGAAAAUCAAAUGACAGAAGUGCCAUGGGCACUAUCAACAUCGCUUCCUCAAUUAAAGACUAAAAGUAUAUUUUCCACUCAAAGUGUCGAAGAAGAUAAAUCAUCUCAAGAAGAUACAAGGACACUAUCGAUUACACUCCCACAACAAUCUACAACAGAAGAAAGCAGUUCACUUCAAGAAUACAGUGCAGAAGAAAAUCAAAUGACAGAAGUGCAAUGGACACCAUCAAUAUCUUAUCCUCAAUUAAGUACUACAACUAAAAGUAUAUUUUCCAGACAAAGUGUAGAUGAAGAUAAAACAUCUCAAGAAGAUACAAGGACGGUAUCGAUUUCUGUCCCACAACAAUAUACAACCGAAGAAAGGAGUUCACUUCAAGAAUCCAGUGCAGAAGAAAAUCAAAUGACAGAAAUGCCAUGGACACUAUCAACAUCGCUUCCUCAAUUAAAGACUAAAAGUAUAUUUUCCAGACAAAGUGUAGAUGAAGAUAAAACAUCUCAAGAAGAUACAUGGACACUAUCAAUCUCGUUCCCUCAAUCAUAUGCAACAGACAAUAGUUUACUCACAGUUUCGAGUGCAGAGGAUCAAACAGUGCAAAAGGAAACCACGGAAAUUUCAAAGUCUUUACCUCAAUCUACAACAAAAGAAAGCAGUUCACUUCAAGAAUACAGUGCAGAAGAAAAUCAAAAUACUGAAUUACAAUGGGCAUUAUCUACAUCACUUCCUAAAUUAAGUACUAAAGCUGAAAGUAUAUUUUCCAGUCAAAGUGUAGAAGAAGAUAAAACAUCUCAAGAAGAUACAUGGACACCAUCGAUUUCUCUCCCACAACAAUCUACAACAAAGGAAAGCAUUUCAUUCCAAGAAUCCAGUGCAGAAGAAAAUCAAAUGACAGAAGUGCAAUGGACACCAUCAAUAUCUUAUCCUCAAUUAAGUACUACAACUAAAAGUAUAUUUUCCAGACAAAGUGUAGAUGAAGAUAAAACAUCUCAAAAAGAUACAAGGACACUAUCGAUUUCUCUCCCACAACAAUCUACAACAGAAGAAAGCAGUUCACUUCAAGAAUCCAGUGCAGAAGAAAAUCAAAUGACAGAAAUGCCAUGGACACUAUCAACAUCACUUCCUCAAUUAAAGACUAAAAGUAUAUUUUCCACUCAAAGUGUAGAAGAAGAUAAAUCAUCUCAAGAAGAUACAAGGACACUAUCGAUUACACUCCCACAACAAUCUACAACAGAAGAAAGCAGUUCACUUCAAGAAUACAGUGCAGAAGAAAAUCAAAUGACAGAAGUGCAAUGGACACCAUCAACAUCUUUUCCUCAAUUAAGUACUACAACUAAAAGUAUAUUUUCCAGACAAAGUGUAGAUGAAAAUGAAAUAUCUCAAAAAGAUACAAGGACAAUAUCGAUUUCUUUACCCCAACUAGGUUCAACAGCAAAUAGUUUACUUACAGUUUCGAGUGCAGAGGAUCAAACAGUGCAAGAGGAAACCACGGAAAUUUCAAAGUCUUUACCUCAAUCUACAACAAAAGAAAGCAGUUCACUUCAAGAAUCCAGUGCAGAAGAAAAUCAAAAUACUGAAUUACAAUGGGCAUUAUCUACAUCACUUCCUAAAUUAAGUACUAAAGCUGAAAGUAUAUUUUCCAGUCAAAGUGUAGAAGAAGAUAAAACAUCUAAAGAAGAUACAAGGACACUAUCGAUUUCUCUCCCACAACAAUCUACAACAGAAAAAAGCAGUUCACUUCAACAAUCCAGUGCAGAAAAAAAUCAAAUGACAGAAGUGCCAUGGACACUAUUAACAUCUCUUCCUCAAUCAAGUACUAAAACAAAAAGAAUAUUUUCCAGUCAAAGUGUAGAUGAAGAUAAAGCAUCUCAGGAAUAUACAAUCUCGUUCCCUCAAUCAUAUGCAAUAGAAAAUAGUUUACUAACAGUUUCGAGUGCAAUAGAUCAAACAAUGCAAAAGGAAAUCACGGAAAUUUCAAAAUCUUUACCUCAAUUUACAACAGAUGAAAGCAUUUCAUUCCAAGAAUCCAGUGAAAAAGAAAAUCAAAUGUCUGAAUUGCCAUGGACAUUAUCAACAUCACACCAUCAACUAAGUACGAAGACUAAAAGUACAUUUUCCAGUCAAAGUGUAGAAGAAGAUAAAACAUCUCAAGAAGAUACAAGGACACUAUCAAUCUCGUUCCCUCAAUCAUAUGCAACAGAAAAUAGUUUACUUACAGUUUCGAGUGCAGAGGAUCAAACAAUUCAAAAGGAAACCACGGAAAUUUCAAAAUCUUUACCUCAAUCCACAACAGAAGAAAGCAUUUCAUUCCAAGAAUCCAGUGCAGAAGAAAAUCAAAUGUCAGAAGUGCCAGGGACAUUAUCAACAUCACUUCCUCAAUUAAAAACUAAAAGUAUAUUUUCCAGUCAAAGUGUAGAAGAAGAUAAAACAUCUCAAGAAGAUACAAGGACACUAUCGAUUUUUCUCCCACAACAAUCUACAACAGAAGAAAGCAGUUCACUUCAGGAAUCCAGUGCAGAAGAAAAUCAAAUGACAGAAAUGCCAUGGACACUAUCAACAUCGCUUCCUCAAUUAAAGACUAAAAGUAUAUUUUCCAGACAAAGUGUAGAUGAAGAUAAAACAUCUCAAGAAGAUACAAUGACACUAUCGAUUACACUCCCACAACAAUCUACAACAGAAGAAAUCCGUUCACCUCAAGAAUCCAGUGCAGAAGAAAAUCAAAUGACAGAAGUGACAUGGACACUAUCAACAUCACUUCCUCAAUCAAGUACUAAAACUAAAAGAAUAUUCUCCAGUCAAAGUGUAGAUGAAGAUAAAACAUCUCAAGCAAAUACAAUGACACUAUCGAUUUCGUUUCCUCAAUCAGGUGCUACAGAAAAUAGUUUACUUACAGUUUCGAGUGCAGAGGAUCAAACAAUGCAAAAGGAAACCACGGAAAUUUCAAAAUCUUUACCUCAAUCCACAACAGAUGAAAGCAUUUCAUUCCAAGAAUCCAGUGCAAAAGAAAAUCAAAAGACUGAAUUACAAUGGGCAUUAUCUACAUCACUUCCUAAAUUAAGUACUAAAGCUGAAAGUAUAUUUUUCAGACAAAGUGUAGAUGAAGAUAAAACAUCUCAAGAAGAUACAUGGACACUAUCAAUCUCGUUCCCUCAAUCAUAUGCAACAGAAAAUAGUUUACUUACAGUUUCGAGUGCAGAGGAUCAAACAAUGCAAAAGGAAACUACGGUAAUUUCAAAAUCUUUACCUCAAUCCACAAAAGAAGAAAGCAUUUCAUUCCAAGAAUCCAGUGCAAAAGAAAAUCAAAUGUCUGAAUUGUCAUGGACAUUAUCAACAUUACUUCAUCAAUUAAGUACUACAACUAAAAGUAUAUUUUCCAGACAAAGUGUAGAUGAAGAUAAAACAUCUCAAGAAGAUGCAAGGACACUAUCGAUUUUUCCCCCACAACAAUCUACAACAGAAGAAAGCAGUUCACUUCAAGAAUCCAGUGCAGAAGAAAAUCAAAUGACAGAAGUGCCAUGGGCGCUAUCAACAUCGCUUCCUCAAUUAAAGACUACAAGUAUAUUUUCCACUCAAAGUGUCGAAGAAGAUAAAUCAUCUCAAGAAGAUACAAGGACACUAUCGAUUACACUCCCACAACAAUCUACAACAGAAGAAAGCAGUUCACUUCAAGAAUACAGUGCAGAAGAAAAUCAAAUGACAGAAGUUAUAUUUUCCAGACAAAGUGUAGAUGAAGAUAAAACAUCUCAAGAAGAUACAAGGACGGUAUCGAUUUCUGUCCCACAACAAUAUACAACCGAAGAAAGGAGUUCACUUCAAGAAUCCAGUGCAGAAGAAAAUCAAAUGACAGAAAUGCCAUGGACACUAUCAACAUCGCUUCCUCAAUUAAAGACUAAAAGUAUAUUUUCCAGACAAAGUGUAGAUGAAGAUAAAACAUCUCAAGAAGAUACAAGGACGGUAUCGAUUUCUCUUCCACAACAAUCUACAACAGAACAAAGCAUUUCACUUCAAGAAUCCAGUGCAGUAGAAAAUCAAAUGACAGAAGUGCCAUGGGCACUAUCAACAUCACUUCCUCAAUCAAAAACUAAAAGUAUAUUUUCCAGUCAAAGUGUAGAAGAAGAUAAAACAUCUCAAAAAGAUACAAGGACACUAUCGAUUUUUCUCCCACAACAAUCUACAACAGAAGAAAGCAGUUCACUUCAAGAAUCCAGUGCAGAAGAAAAUCAAAUGACAGAAGUGCCAGGGACAUUAUCAACAUCACUUCCUCAAUUAAAAACUAAAAGUAUAUUUUCCAGUCAAAGUGUAGAAGAAGAUAAAACAUCUCAAGAAGAUAUAUGGACACAAUCGAUUUCUCUUCCACAACAAUCUACAACAGAAAAAAGCAUUUCACUUCAAGAAUCCAGUGCAGAAGAAAAUCAAAUGACAGAAGUGACAUGGACACUAUCAACAUCACUUCCUCAAUCAAGUACUAAAACUAAAAGUAUAUUUUCCAGUCAAAGUGUAGAUGAAGAUAAAACAUCUCAAGAAGAUACAAGGACACUAUCAAUCUCGUUCCCUCAAUCAUAUGCAACAGAAAAUAGUUUACUUACAGUUUCGAGUGCAGAGGAUCAAACAAUGCAAAAGGAAUCCACGGAAAUUUCAAAAUCUUUACCUCAAUCCACAACAGAAGAAACCAUUUCCUUCCAAGAAUCCAGUGCAAAAGAAAAUCAAAAGACUGAAUUACAAUGGGCAUUAUCGACAUCACUUCCUAAAUUAAGUACUAAAGCUGAAAGUUUAUUUUCCAGACAAAGUGUAGAUGAAGAUAAAACUUCUCAAGAAGAUACAUGGACACCAUCGAUUUCUCUUCCACAACAAUCUACAACAGAAAAAAGCAUUUCACUUCAAGAAUCCAGUGCAGAAGAAAAUCAAAUGACAGAAGUGCCAGGGACAUUAUCAACAUCACUUCCUCAAUUAAAAACUAAAAGUAUAUUUUCCAGUCAAAGUGUAGAAGAAGAUAAAACAUCUCAAGAAGAUACAUGGACACAAUCGAUUUCUCUUCCACAACUAUCUACAACAGAAAAAAGCAUUUCACUUCAAGAAUCCAGUGCAGAAGAAAAUCAAAUGACAGAAGUGCCAUGGGCACUAUCAACAUCACAUCUUCAAUUAAAAACUAAAAGUAUAUUUUCCAGUCAAAGUGUAGAUGAAGAUAAAACAUCUCAAGAAGAUGCAAGGACACUAUCGAUUUCUCUCCCACAACAAUCUACAACAGAAAAAAGCAGUUCACUUCAACAAUCCAGUGGAGAAGAAAAUCAAAUGACAGAAGUGCCAUGGGCACUAUCAACUACACUUCCUCAAUUAAAAACUAAAAGUAUACUUUCCAGUCAAAGUGUAGAAGAAGAUAAAGCAUCUCAAGAAUAUCUAAGGACACUAUCAAUCUCGUUCCCUCAAUCAUAUGCAACAGAAAAUAGUUUACUUACAGUUUCGAGUGCAGAGGAUCAAAAAAUGCGAAAGGAAUCCACGGAAAUUUCAAAAUCUUUACCUCAAUCCACAACAGAAGAAAGCAUUUCCCUCAAAGAAUCCAGUGCAAAAGAAAAUCAAAUGACUGAAUUGCCAUGGACAUUAUCAACAUCACUUCCUCAAUUAAAAACUAAAAGUACAUUUUCCAGUCAAAGUGUAGAUGAAGAUAAAACAUCUCAAGAAGAUACAACGACACUAUCGAUUUCGUUCCCUCAAUCAGGUUCAACCGAAAAUAGUUUAGUUACAGUUUCGAGUGCAGAGGAUCAAACAAUGCAAAAGGAAACUAUGGAAAUUUCCAAAUCUUUACCCCAAUCCACAACAGAAGAAAGCAUUUCAUUCCAAGAAUCCAGUGCAAAAGAAAAUCAAAUGACUGAAUUGCCAUGGACAUUAUCAACAUCACUUCCUAAAUUAAGUACUAAAACUAAAAGUAUAUUUUCCAGUCGAAGUGUAGAUGAAGAUAAAACAUCUCAAGAAGAUACCAGGACACUAUCAAUCUUGUUCCCUCAAUCAUAUGCAACAGAAAAUAGUUUACUCACAGUUUCGAGUGCAGAGGAUCAAACAAUGCAAAAGGAAACUACGGAAAUUUCAAAAUCUUUACCUCAAUCCACAACAGAAGAAACCAUUUCAUUCCAAGAAUCCAGUGCAAAAGCAAAUCAAAUGACUGAAUUGCCAUGGACAUUAUCAACAUCACAUCAUCAAUUAAGUACUAAAACUAAAAGUAUAUUUUCCAGUCAAAGUGUAGAUGAAGAUAAAACAUCUCAAGAAGAUGCAAGGACACUAUCGAUUUUUCUCCCACAACAAUCUACAACAGAAGAAAGCAGUUCACUUCAAGAAUCCAGUGCAGAAGAAAAUCAAAUGACAGAAGUGCCAUGGAUAUUAUCAACAUCACUUCCUCAAUCAAAAACUAAAAGUAUAUUUUCCAGUCAAAGUGUAGAUGAAGAUAAAACAUCUCAAGAAGAUACAACGACACUAUCGAUUUCGUUCCCUCAAUCAGGGUCAACAGAAAAUAGUUUAGUUACAGUUUCGAGUGCAGAGAAUCAAACAAUGCAAAAGGAAACUAUAGAAAUUUCCAAAUCUUUACCCCAAUCCACAACAGAAGAAAGCAUUUCAUACCAAGAAUCCAGUGCAAAAGAAAAUCAAAUAACUGAAUUGCCAUGGACAUUAUCAACAUCACUUCCUAAAUUAAGUACUAAAACUAAAAGUAUAUUUUCCAGACAAAGUGUAGAUGAAGAUAAAACAUCUCAAGAAGAUACAAGGACACUAUCGAUUGCUCACCCGCACAUUUCGAUUUCUAAUGCACAAGAAGAUCAAAUAAUUGUAAAGGGGACAAGUGAGUUCUCGAAAUCUCUACCUCAAUCGACAUCUAUCAGUUUAUUUCAAAGUUCGAGUGCAGAAGAUGAAAUAAUACCUCAACCAACAUACUCAGUGGAAUGGUUCCUCUACGAAGUCGCUUGGGCAUGA
Messenger RNA from Drosophila erecta, 21777 nucleotides. Its product is annotated as mucin-12. The transcript is spliced from 10 exons. The record is from RefSeq and is a predicted model, not a curated record. Bases 1 to 21777 code for a protein of 7258 amino acids. NCBI's taxonomy places the organism in Eukaryota, Metazoa, Arthropoda, Insecta, Diptera, Drosophilidae.